UUACCAUGUGACCCCACAUUCUUUUUGGAUAUGCUCCUGCAAUGUGAUCUGCUCUAUCAUUUUCCAGAAAUGUUUUGAAUACAAAGACCAGAAAUUUCCAUAUUUAAUGAAGCUUUUAGGAGAAAAUUUAAAGAUUGUAAGUUCCCCAUGGAUGCAGGUCUACAAUUCUUUUCCAUCUCUAAUACAUUAUCUCCCUGGAUCUCAUCAUAAAGCAAUUAAAAAUUUCUAUUUACUACAUGAAUUUGUUUUGGAAGAAGUGAAGGAGCACUGAAGGACAAUGGACCCCAGCAAUCCUUGGGACUUCAUUGACUGUUUCCUGAUGAAAAUGGAGCAGGUGAAGAAACUAAAUCUUAGAGACACCACCUGGCUUUCCUGGGAUUAUGCAGCUAGAACCACCAUAAUACCAAAGUUAUCUUCUGCUUUGUAUGAAGAUGAAGAGUUUCCCAAUCUGUACGAGUUUGACCCAGGUCACUUCUUGGAUGAAAGUGGCAACUUCAAGAAGAGCCACUAUUUCAUGCCUUUUUCAGCAGGAAAAUGGAUAUGUGCUGGGGAAAGCAUGGCUCAGAUGGAAUUAUUUCUGUUUUUUGCUACCAUCUUACAGAAUUUUACCUUGAAAUCUCCCAUUGACCCCAAAGAUAUUGACACCUACCCAGUUGUCAAUGGAUUGAUCCAACUACCCCUCCUAGGAGCUUUGCUUUCUAUCUUCCUAAAACAUGUGAAGGAUCAUCUUUGGUUUCAACUUCUCUAG
Messenger RNA from Phascolarctos cinereus (koala), 748 nucleotides. The record is from RefSeq and is a predicted model, not a curated record. Lineage: Eukaryota; Metazoa; Chordata; Mammalia; Diprotodontia; Phascolarctidae.